Molecule: messenger RNA, 781 nt
Organism: Toxorhynchites rutilus septentrionalis
Lineage: Eukaryota; Metazoa; Arthropoda; Insecta; Diptera; Culicidae
Exons: 2
Coding region: 12-653 (213 amino acids)
Source: RefSeq, a predicted model, not a curated record
AUGUGUUUUGGAUGUGCAAUUGUUGCGCCGAACUAUUCAAAAACAGCAGCUUCAGAAACAUGAUCGACAAUGGAACAAGCGGUUGUUCUGAACCGAAGGAAAUUGUCUCGCUGAAGGACGAUAUUGCCAAGCUUAGCCAAGUUGUAGAGGGUUUGGCCGCAAAAGUCGAUGCGAAAACACUGGCUCCUAACAAGUCGACAGCGUGGGUAAACGCGAAACGGUCUGCUAUGGAAUCAAACACCCCUAAACGCAGGCGCGGUGACACCGGCAGUCCUAUUUCCAGCCCUACGAUGCCAACCAGGACCUGUGGAACCAAGCCAAUGAGCGCUUUCGACCCCCAAACGACUGAAGCUGAAAUAGCAUCUCUGGUUCGUGAAUGUUUGGAUUUGGGCUCUUGCACUGAGCCUAAAGUUAUAAAACUGGUUCCUAAGGGCAAGGAGCUCAGCGCAAUGAACUUCGUGUCUUUCAAGAUUGGGAUCAGUUCAAAAUUAAGAUGCUCUGCGUUGUCACGAGACUCAUGGCCGGAAAAUGUCAUAUUUCGAGAAUUCGAGGAUCGUUCAAAAAACCAGCUCAGAAUUACCAGGAUCAAUCGAAUUCUACCAGUGGAACCACAACCAUCAGAAGGAGAUCCAGUUGUACAGAUGGACGCUUAAUACCCGGCAUAUCACCGCUACCUCCAUCGCUUCAUUCUUCAGGAAUACUGUGCACCGCAUCUUCAGGUCAGAUACCGGGAUGCAAACUUGCCGCACGCACAGUGGAAGCCCCUAAUCUGCCCAUCACA